CAGUCCCCGUGUCCCCCAUUCCCAGAAAGCUGCAAAGGCCGGUUCAAGUUUUGGAGGGUUCGGCCGGGUGGUCUCGGGGCUUCGCUGACUCGACAAGGAAGCUCUUCGAAGUCGCCGCGUCUGUUGCAGGGUGCAGGGGGCCAAGUUAGGGAGCGUCUCUAGCUAAGGCUGCCAACCUCCCACUGCCCGAAUAAGGGACCCGAGGCCGGGACUGCGCGGGACUGGAGUUGGGAGCCUGAGUGCUGCUCACAAUGCAGAGAGCAUCAAGAUUGAAAAGGGAGCUGCAUCUGCUGUCCACACAGCCACCACCGGGUAUCACUUGCUGGCAGACUGGAAGUUGCUUAGAUGAACUUCAAGCUCAAAUCCUUGGUUUUGCAAAUACACCAUAUGAAAAAGGAAUUUUUGACUUGGAAAUAGUUGUGCCUGAAAGGUAUCCAUUUGAGCCUCCAAAGAUGCGCUUCCUGACUCCCAUCUACCAUCCCAAUAUUGAUUCUGCUGGAAGAAUUUGCCUAGAUGUUCUUCGAUUGCCACCUAAAGGCUCAUGGAGGCCAUCCUUGAAUAUUGCCACUUUGCUGACCUCCAUACAGAUGCUUAUGAAUGAGCCCAACCCUGAUGACCCUCUCAUGGCUGACAUAUCCUCUGAGUAUAAAUACAACAAACAAGCAUUCCUCAGAAAUGCCAGACAAUGGACAGAAAAGUAUGCAAGCCAGACAACAAUGGCUUCAGAAACCCCAGAUGAAGAGAACCACCAAAGUGCAGUCAACCCACCUAAAGACUCCAACAAUUCCAAGAAAAGGAAAGGAAGUAGUACCAGUGGGUUGUCAAAAAAACCUUGCUUAGAAACAUAGAGAGAUUACUUCUAUGUUAGAUCCCAGUCUCUGUCAAUGUUUGUCUUAGUUUUACUUUCCAUUCUUAUGGGCUUAACACAUGUACAUAAUGUGUAAACAAUAUAUUAAUAGAUGCCUUUCCAGUUCUCAUAACAUCCAGUGUGGCAUAUCCCUGUCUUUUUUUUAAAAAGGUUUUACUUCAAUAUAAUUCUUCUCUUCUCAUUUGCUCAAUUUUGUACAUCUGUUUUUUGUAUGUUUUGAAUGAGGACAGAAAUGUGAGAAUAAAAAAUAUUUGAUCUUG
Molecule: messenger RNA, 1128 nt
Organism: Hemicordylus capensis (graceful crag lizard)
Lineage: Eukaryota; Metazoa; Chordata; Lepidosauria; Squamata; Cordylidae
Gene: UBE2T
Product: ubiquitin conjugating enzyme E2 T
Exons: 7
Coding region: 252-848 (198 amino acids)
Source: RefSeq, a predicted model, not a curated record